AUGGUUCUGUUCAACCAAGCCGUCUGCCUUGCUGCCGGCUGUGCUUCAAUUGUACCAAAUACCACCGACCCGAUCCCAGAACAGAAGAUAUCCUUUCCGACCAAUGCCACCUGUGGCGAGGUGAACGUCUUUUACACGAACUCGACUAUGUUGGAGCUCGUUAACUUGUUUGAAGAGAAUGUCAAUCAGUAUCGUGAGGCCGCGGCACUGACUCCCUUGGUCUUUAACUGGAGCCCCACCUCGCUCGCUGAGUCUGUCAUCAGGCAUGUGCCUUUGAAAGACGACUGCACCGGAAGGCCUGGAACGCUAUACGCUUACGAGGAAAACUGCCCUCCCGAAUUAUGCGAGAAGACCACGGUGGUUACCUCCGGAAGCCUUGACGAGCUUCUUCAAGGUAUCCCUCGGUGA
Molecule: messenger RNA, 408 nt
Organism: Diaporthe amygdali
Lineage: Eukaryota; Fungi; Ascomycota; Sordariomycetes; Diaporthales; Diaporthaceae
Exons: 4
Coding region: 1-408 (135 amino acids)
Source: RefSeq, a predicted model, not a curated record